Molecule: messenger RNA, 891 nt
Organism: Pieris macdunnoughi
Lineage: Eukaryota; Metazoa; Arthropoda; Insecta; Lepidoptera; Pieridae
Source: the annotation of a GenBank genome assembly
AUGCUUGUCUCUGUGUGCAUUGUGGAAUAUUUAGAUCCCAACGUACGACAAUACGCUUUCUCGUUUAUUUCCAGCGUUGGAUCUCAGGUUGGCGUAACAUUGGGACAUGUACUAUGCCUUCUUAUGGAUUGGAGAUAUGUUGCGUUAAUAGGUUUGGUACCUACAGGGAUAUCUUGCUUGAUUCCUUUAUUUUGGACCGAAAGUCCGUCCUGGCUGGCGACACACGGUAGAUUUGAAGAAUCUGAAGAGGCUUUCUGGACAUUACACGCUCAAAGUGAUAUAAGAGAAUCUGAGCUUCGGGAACUAAUCUCGCACGAGAAACAGAAGAAAAGAGAGUUUUUGAUGCAGACUAAUACGAAUAGUGCAUUCGUAAAAUUUUUGUUUGCAUGUAAAGAGGUAUAUUACUGGCGAAUCAUUAUUAUUGGUGUUAUUAUUGGAGCAUAUAGAGCUGCGGCUGGUCGUAUUUUGCUAUUUACAUUAGCUUUAACAUUGAUACAAGAAAUAACAGGAGAUAGCGAUAUUUUGUUAUAUACUAUAGUCGUCGACGGGUUUGGGAUAUUUGGUGCAGCAUUAUCGUGCUUUUUGGUAAAGAGAUUUUCGAUAAGAAGACUCUUGCUCGUUUCUGGGUCUAUAGCAAAUAUUUUACUAUUGCUAGUGAGUGCAUCGUUAUACUUUGUGCCAAAUGAAGAAUGGUAUCCUUGGAUAAAAAUUCUUCUUAUAGCAUGUUAUUGUAUAAUCAUUAAUGCCGGACCAUACCCCGUCUUGGACAUAGUUCUGGCUGAAAUACAUCCUUUGGAUAUAAAGGAAUUUAGUAUUUUUCUAAUUGGAGGGCUUACGCACAACGGACCAACCUCGAGUCUAAUUGCGGAGAAAGGAGUCCUUCAACCCUAA